AUGACCGCCAGCCGUUGCCAGGAUGCCAGUGAGGCCAACACCUGGGGAGCCACACAGAACUUCGCCAACGGACAAGUCCAGGAGAACGAUGUGAGCAAAAGCCGCACAACGUCUUCGGAGGAGUCCAAGGCCCCCAUCUUGAAGGACCUCCUCCCAAGCAGAUCCCGUUGGGCGGACAUCGAGGUGGAGGACACCUUCGAUGAGGAACUCUACGAAUCCGACUCAGGCUCCCGCACGAAUGCCCCUGACGAGAUGCUCGCCGAGCGCAGGCAGCUAGGACCGCGUGGGGGACGUCGCCCCAAGUUCCCCGUCACAGCGGAGACGAAGGUCCAUGUUCAGCCGCCGGUGAAGCCCGUUGUCGAGACGACAAAGUUCGAGAAGUCCUUCAACAAGCCAGCUCCGCAGCAGACCUGGCACGUCGAAGCUUGGGGCGACUGGGGCUAUGCCGGGUACGACGCCUCGUACGAUGCCUCCUAUUGGCCAAGCCGCGCUGAUAUGGAUGACUCCUGGCGCCGCCGAGGGCAAGACAUGGAUGAGGGCUGGGGCUACUCUCGCCGUGCUCGCGACACAGGCGGUGAUCUUGGAUACCGGGCCGGCAGAGGAUGGGGCCGGUAUGGCAGGGAUUGGUACUAA
Molecule: messenger RNA, 633 nt
Organism: Symbiodinium sp. CCMP2456
Lineage: Eukaryota; Dinophyceae; Suessiales; Symbiodiniaceae
Source: the annotation of a GenBank genome assembly